Messenger RNA from Pieris macdunnoughi, 1761 nucleotides. NCBI's taxonomy places the organism in Eukaryota, Metazoa, Arthropoda, Insecta, Lepidoptera, Pieridae. The record is from the annotation of a GenBank genome assembly.
AUGAAUGGAAACGGAGAAUCCACGUCUAAUAGCAAAAAGUUUGCGCCAGUACCAAUGUCAGCACUUCUGGCCAAUUUGAUGUCACACCAAACUGAUGCUUUGGACUCCAGUUUUACCACGGAUGAAAGUUCGAAUGAAGAAGAUGAUUCUUUAAUUUGUGAAACUUUACCUAAAAAUAAAUCAUUACAUACUCAAAUAGGCAAUCAAAAUUCCACUCCUCAGUGUAAUAUAUCUAAAAGUAUUAAGAGCUUUUCGUCGGAAAGAAAAUUGUCUAACGCUAAUAAAGAAAAUGUAAUUAUUUCACACCAAGGCCGAAGAAUUAAAGAAUCACAAAGUGCUCGCAAACCUCCCAAAUGCUAUUUAAGCCCUAUCGAUGAUGUUAGUGCAGAGAAGAAAAAAUCGAAUGAAGUUUUGCUGCCUCUUAAUACCAAUAGUAAAAUACCGCAAAGUGACCCUCAUUCUACCCAUAAAAGGACUCCUGAAAUGUUUAAAUCUCAAAAUAGUAUGAGAAAAGCAAAAGUUGCUACUCCUGUAAUAAAGUCUGGUAUAAGAAAAUUUACCCCAGGUUCAGCUAAACAUAGUCAAAAAAAAGCUACACUUCCACAAGUUUUACAAAACAGGGAUAAAGUAAGAUGUGAGUUAUUUAGGCAGAAGCAGGUUGAUCCUCCACCUCCUGACCCACCUGUACCAAUGCCAGCGCCUGUUACAACAUCAGUUCCUGAAACACCUAUUAAUAAAAAGCCAAUGUCUGCAUCUUAUGCGGCAACCCCAUCCUAUCCACAAGGUGUGAUUGGAAACAAUGGUACAAAUAAUUCGAAAAUACUAUUUAAAACAAUACGUAUAAAAGACAAGAAAUACAUGUUUGUAAAAAAGUUGGGAACUGGUGGAUCCAGUGAAGUUUACAAGGUUUUAGAGGUAGGCACUUCAUGUGAAUAUGCUGUUAAGUGUGUGAAUCUUGCAAUGGACCAUGAUAUGGCUCAAGGCUACAUCAAUGAAGUGAGACUGCUCCGAGAGCUUCAAAACUCAGAUAGAGUUAUAAAAUUAUAUGACUAUGAGUAUGAUAGACAGAACCAAUUCCUCCGUAUGGUACUUGAAGCAGGUGAGACAGAUCUAUCAUCAUUUCUACGAGCUCGGGGUACAGGCCUGCCCCCAGCUCUGGUCCUGCACUAUUGGGAGGAAAUGUUACAUGCUGUACAUUAUAUACAUGAAAAUGGUGUUAUCCAUGCGGACUUAAAGCCAGCAAAUUUUCUAUUAGUAUGUGGACAGCUGAAAUUAAUUGACUUUGGUAUUGCAUCUGCUAUAAGUGGUGACGCGACAAGUGUUGUACGGGCACAAGCGGCCGGGACCUAUUCUUAUAUUAGUCCCGAAGCACUCAUGGGAGGUGCAGGGGGAUAUAAUAAUAGUGCUAAUAUUAAGAUCUCAUUUAAGUCAGACGUGUGGUCACUGGGCUGUAUACUAUACAGUAUGGUGUACGGUCGGACGCCUUUUGGUCAUAUACCCAACUUGGCCAAGUUAGCAGCCAUACUUGACCCUAAUCAUCGCAUUGAAUAUUCGCCAGCUGAACAUCUGCCGUCAUCACUUAUAUCAGCGCUAAAAUGGUGCCUUACGUACAACUCCCGGGCACGACCUUCCGUGCGAGAUCUAUUGGCAAUACGACAUUUGCAGCCCCAUGGAAGACCUCUGCCUGACCAUUUGAUAGACAGGGUCAAAGCUCAUGUCAGCCCUGAAGAACUCCAGCUUCUCCAGCAAGCUAGAUUGUAA